GACAGCGCUGUCCCACCCUAGCCCAGCGCCGCCGGCAGUGCAGUACCACCAUAUUAGCCGCGUAGGUCUCCCGAGCAUCGCUGCGGAGCACAAGGCGCGCACCUGUGAGCGAGAAACAAAACAUCCCGAUGGGUCUUCGUUAUUAAGGGACACUUUUUGACGGUUUUAAAAUGUGAGAAAGGAGCCACUGAAUGUCGAGCAAUUAGGUAGGAAGAAGCGGUGCUCUUGAACUGCGUAAACAUGGGGUCUCCAUCGAAUCAUCACCGGCUUCUUCUCCAUCAUCACGGGGGACUGAUGCUCUCCGUGUCUCUGCUGUGGACCCUGAGCUGCGUGCAUGCCGCGCGCGCCUCGCAGUUUUCCGACCUCAAGUCCAAGAUCUCGGGGGUGGAGGAGCUCCUGGAGGAGUUCACCAAGCAGCUCCAGCAAGAGCAGGAGGAGGGCGCGGCGGCGGCGGCGGCGGCGGCGGGGGGCGACGCGUGUCUCGGCGGCUUCAGCGCCAUCCAGGGACACAUCAUCCGCACUAGGGACUCCAUCGACAUGGGUGCCACCUUCCUCACGGCCCCCACGCGCGUUCACAGCCGGGGGGCCUGCCUGCGCGCGUGCUGCGCCGAGCCGCGCUGCUCCGUGGCCGUGGUGCAGGAGGAAGAGGAGGAGGAGGAGGAGGAAGGGGGCGCGGAGGAACGGGAGGUGACGCUCGGCUGCUUUCUGUUCGACUGCGUACGCGGCGGGCGCGGCGUCUGCGCGUUCAGUUCGCAGCGCGGCUACAGCAGCUACAGCCGGGCGGCGGCGCGCGGCGGCGGCGCGAGCCCCACGCCGGCGCGCGCGGACUCGACCGAGCGGAGGGUGCAGGACGCGACUGCGGCGGAGCACUCCGGUGCGCAAGGUGUCGACGAGCCUCCCCGGGGUGACGCCGGGCCGGACGUGGUGAUCCAGCUGCCCACUGACUGGGCAGUCCUGGAUGGGCGGGACAGCAUGGACGACCACGGUAUCGUCCGCUACGAGUGGACCUUGGUCCAGGGAGACCCCUCGGUCAACACAAAGGUGACCCAACCAGGCAUCCUGAAGAUCACUGGGUUGCAGGAGGGAACCUAUCACUUCCGUAUGAUUGUCACAGACACGGCGGGGCAACGGAGCUCGGACAAUGUUACCAUCACCGUGCUGCCUCCGGAACACCAACCCAAGGCGUGUACGGGCCACUGCUCCCGCUACCAGUUCACCUGUGACGACGGCUGCUGCGUGGACAUCACGUACGCCUGCGACGGCAAGCAGCAGUGCCCUGACCGCUCCGAUGAGGAAUUCUGCCAGAAAUUUGACGGGAGCCGCAAGGUGGUAACUCACCCCUCCGGGUCGGUGACACACCGACAGGACUUUGAUGAUGGGGUGAUGCUGCUAGGUGGGACCAGGACUGCCAUGGAGGAGCCAGACAAAGCCAGCGGAGCCCACAGCAGGGGCAAGUUGCUGCCCCCUCCAUACAGCCCACGGGACAACAAACAGGGCCCAGAGGUUUGCUUGGCACCCCACGACGCCGGACCCUGCAACGGCGUGUUCUCGCGCUGGUACUACGACCAGCUCACCGGGGUGUGCAAGCGCUUUAUCUUCGGGGGCUGCAAGGGCAACGGCAACAAUUUCCUGCGGGAGGAGGACUGUGCGAACCGGUGUAUCCCCAAGCCGGGUGGGUUUUAUGCAGGCAAACAGAAGAAUUUCACCGGUCCUCAACCUAGCAAGCCGACAGAGACACCACUGCUUUCUGUAGCUAAACUUAUGCCAGGAGCCGUUCAUAAAGACAAAGAUGAGAGUUCCACGGUGGUGGGGAAGGUGGAUCCUGUUCGAGGAGGACACCCAGUCCCCGAGUCAGGUCUAGAGCCCAUCAUCAGUUCCCGUUGGCGUAACCUCCGCUGCGCAGUACACGUCUCUGCUUCAGCCAUCGACUUAUUAACGUAUGAAUGCGUACGUCAGCGAGUGCAUUUCUGCUCUGUACCGCCCCCUGUAGGUGCAAUCCUCCCACUGGCACUGGGCCUCAUCAUCACCGCGCUGCUCUUGCUCAUGGUGGGCUGCCGUCUGCGCCUGGUGCGCCGCAAGCUGAAGAAGGCCCGGCCGAUCACGUCCGAGGAGUCCGACUACCUCAUCAACGGCAUGUAUCUGUAGCGGCGACGACCCAGGAUUUGUCCAAAACCCAUCAUUUAGUCAGACGUCGGAGCCGUCGGUGUGCGGUGACUGCAGAUAGCCCCGCCUCCCGUUGUAUUGAUUGGCAUCUUCCACAGCCAAUCGUGGUAAGGGGGCGGAACCUAUUUUACACGGACAAUCGAUGAGAACAUCCAUUUUUCACCUGUCAACACUGCUUUGUACGAGCAUAACAGUAACAGCUGCGUGUGUGUUUUUGAUGCAUUGUUUUGGUUUCACGCUCUCCCUCUAGGCACUUUUAUAACGUUCCUGUCGGUUUUGAGAAAUGUUGCUCGGAAGUACGAUGUUGUGCACACGGCUGCCGGAGUAUGUCAGCAUUGUGCGCUUUGUGCCAUAAAGCUCGCCCCCGAAACA
Messenger RNA from Scleropages formosus (Asian bonytongue), 2535 nucleotides. RefSeq names its product low density lipoprotein receptor-related protein 11 (gene lrp11). Lineage: Eukaryota; Metazoa; Chordata; Actinopteri; Osteoglossiformes; Osteoglossidae. The transcript is spliced from 8 exons. The record is from RefSeq and is a predicted model, not a curated record. Bases 241 to 2145 code for a protein of 634 amino acids. Gene Ontology annotation, molecular function: protein binding; serine-type endopeptidase inhibitor activity.